UGGUCCAAGCUCUGUAGAGGUAGGUCCGGCUCGGUCUGCACAGGAGGAGGACUUCACUUUAAACCUACGUAGAAGAUGCUGAGGCUGUUCAGUCACGCAGCGGAGCGGGAGCUGCGCUGAAGCUGCUGCGUCAGGUCGUCCCUCAUCUCGACCCCCGCCUCCAGCCCUCCGACAUGUCCUCGUGAGGAGAUGGAGCGCGCAUCGCUGUGAACCAGACUCUGCUCAGAUACGCGGCGUCAAUCAGCGGAGGAGCUCAAGAUGAUGUCCUCUUACUUCCACCCAGCCAAGGAGGCAGACAUGGCGGCCAUGACGGAGCCGCUGUGCCUGGAGAGAGAUGUGUGCAGGGUGAUCGAGCUGCUGGACCGGCUGCAGCGGAGCGGUGAGCUGCCUCCACCCAAACUGCAGGCCUUGCAGAGAGUCCUGCAGAGCAAGUUCUGUGCUGCCAUCAGAGAGGUAUAUGAGCAGCUGUACGACACUCUGGACAUCGCUGGAGGACCAGAGGUGCGAGCACAGGCAACAGCCAAGGCCACAGUGGCAGCCUUUGCAGCCAGCGAGGGCCACGCCCACCCAAGGGUGGUGGAGCUGCCCAAAACAGAGGAAGGUCUGGGCUUUAACAUCAUGGGGGGCAAAGAGCAGAACUCCCCCAUCUACAUCUCCAGAGUCAUCCCUGGAGGCGUGGCUGACCGCCAAGGAGGGCUGAAGAGAGGAGACCAGCUGCUGUCUGUCAACGGUGUGAGCGUGGAGGGGGAGCACCAUGAGAAGGCCGUGGAGUUGCUGAAGGCCGCCCAGAGCUCAGUCAAACUGGUGGUCCGUUACACCCCCAAGGUCCUGGAGGAAAUGGAGGCUCGCUUUGAGAAGAUGAGGAGCGCCCGGAGACGACAGCAGCACACCAGCUACUCGUGAGACUGCUCGUUAGUCUGCACCCUGUCACCUCUGUAAAUAUAUGUACAGAUCUCUGGAGUCCAGGGGCUAGCUAAUCCUCCAUCCACCUCAUCGUCCAACCCUCCUGACACCUCUGUUCCUUUGGGAGGCAAGACUGUAGACGAGAAGCAAAAAACCAAAGUAGCCUACUGACACCUUUUACCUGAACUUCUUCAUGAAGCCAACGCUGCAGUUUAGGAUUUUCUCCCUCUCUCCCCUCUUUCCCUGUUUCUCAGACAAAUGCUGAGUAAGCUUGUUGUCAGACCAUGCCUGUAAUUUCACUUUCCCAGUGUGACAUCAUCCUCAGCAUCCUGUUACAUAAGGGCAACACAUUGAUCUCUUUAGUGUGUGGCUAAACUAGAACGCAGUGUUUCUGUUCUCCAGUUGUUUUACUGUUGCACUGGACUCCUCAGCAGUUAGACCUCAGUAGCAGGAAACAUGGAAACUACAGCCCUCACCACCAUUGUCUCCAUCAGAUGUCCCAUCUAGAGAGUUAACCAUUAGCAUUGUAAAGAACUACACUGACAUCAGUGGCAGAAUCAUCUUAGAGUUUCUAGAAUGGUUUUCUAUUCAUUUAUUUGUGCACAGUUUUCAUUUAGCUGCAUAAUAAACAUCAAAUAAAAGUCUCACUGUGUAAACUGGA
Molecule: messenger RNA, 1564 nt
Organism: Lates calcarifer (barramundi perch)
Lineage: Eukaryota; Metazoa; Chordata; Actinopteri; Centropomidae
Gene: lin7b
Product: lin-7 homolog B (C. elegans)
Exons: 6
Coding region: 259-903 (214 amino acids)
Biological process (GO): neurotransmitter secretion; protein localization to basolateral plasma membrane; maintenance of epithelial cell apical/basal polarity
Cellular component (GO): MPP7-DLG1-LIN7 complex; basolateral plasma membrane; cell-cell junction
Molecular function (GO): L27 domain binding
Source: RefSeq, a predicted model, not a curated record